Parnassius mnemosyne (clouded apollo) is the source of this 1077-nucleotide messenger RNA. The record is from the annotation of a GenBank genome assembly. NCBI's taxonomy places the organism in Eukaryota, Metazoa, Arthropoda, Insecta, Lepidoptera, Papilionidae.
AUGGCGCGGCGCAUUGCGUUGUUGCUGAUAGUGACUGUUGCCUCCUGUAUGGAGAUGCAAGAAACGGUAGAAAGAAUGGUCAUGGUCCGCACUACUGGAUCUGACCUUCAACCGGCGGCAACAGGUUAUAUUUACAAAAAACAAAGUGACGGCUUAGCUAGUGUAACUAAGAUGGAUGAAAGUGAAAUACUAGAACAGUUGUCGAAGUUCUACGAUCAACCGAAAGCUUUUGCAGCGCCCGUCGAAGUUCCCGGACCAUUCCAUAGUGAUGAAGCAGAUGAUAUUAAAGUAGCGUCACAUUCUAGCGCAGCGUAUGUGAUUCCUGUUGAAGAAAAACAAGAGAACGAUGAUCAUUUAUUAGAUGAAAUAACUAAUGAAAAUUAUAGAAAAAAAUAUGGUACUUAUAAGAAAGAUUAUCCCGAUUAUCUUCAUGGCUUAGGUCAUUUCGAGGAUGGAAUUUAUCAUGACCAUGGUGCAGGUGAGCACUACGGUUCUGAUGGCCAUUAUAAAUAUGGCGGUAAGGGAUAUAAAGGUUAUGGAACAAAAAAUCACUAUGGGAAAGGAGAUGCUGGGGACUACCACACAGAGAAAUAUGAAAGUUUCUAUGUAUCAGGCAAGGGUGGUCACAAGAAGGAGUAUGACGAAGCCGACAACCACGGCAAGCACUACGCAGAAAGUCAUGAAGAAAAAGGCGGAGACCAUGGACAUAAAGAAGCACACAGCAAAGGUGAAAAGGUUGAAGGAUUUCACAAAGUCUUCGAUAAAAAUGAAUUCAAGAAAGACCAUGACUUUUAUGAUGGCGAAGGGCACAAAGGUGGCUUCCAUAAGUUCGAUGAUGGAUACAAAUACAAUGAAUCAAACGAUUCUAAACAUAAGAAAGGAAGCUCUCACGACUCAGCAAAUCACGAGAGUGAAUCGGGAAAAGAAGGACAACACGAGAAAGAGUCAGAUGAUGCUCACGACACCGCACACUCAGCUGAAGAAGGAGAAAUAUCUGAACACCAUGAACACAAAGAUUUUGGCUCUAAAAUCGGAUCUUACAAGGGCAAGGGCUACGGCUACGAAGUCAAACACUGA